AUGGCGGAGACCAAGAUCAUCUAUCACAUGGACGAGGAGGAGACGCCGUACCUGGUCAAGCUGCCAGUGGCGCCCGAGCGCGUCACGCUGGCCGACUUCAAGAACGUGCUCAGCAACCGGCCCGUGCACGCCUACAAAUUCUUCUUCAAGUCCAUGGACCAGGACUUCGGGGUUGUAAAGGAGGAGAUCUCUGACGAUAAUGCCAAGCUACCCUGCUUCAACGGCCGUGUGGUCUCCUGGCUGGUCCUGGCUGAGGGUGCGCACUCGGAUGCAGGGUCUCAGGGCACUGAUGGGCACACAGACCUGCCCCCGCCUCUUGAGCGGACAGGCGGCAUCGGGGACUCCCGGCCUCCCUCCUUCCACCCAAAUGUGGCCGGCAGCCGCGAUGGGAUGGACAACGAGACUGGCACGGAGUCAUUGGUCAGCCACCGGCGGGAGCGAGCCCGACGCCGGAACCGUGAAGAGGCAGCCCGGACCAAUGGGCACCCAAGGGGGGACCGGCGGCGGGAAUUGGGGCUGCCCCCUGACAGUGCGUCCACCGUGCUGAGCAGUGAACUUGAGUCCAGCAGCUUCAUCGACUCGGAUGAAGAUGACAACACAAGCCGGCUGAGCAGCUCCACGGAGCAGAGCACCUCCUCCAGGCUCAUCCGGAAACACAAGCGCCGGCGGCGGAAACAGCGCCUGCGGCAGACAGACCGGGCCUCCUCUUUCAGCAGCAUCACGGACUCCACCAUGUCCCUCAACAUCAUCACCGUCACACUCAACAUGGAGAGGCAUCACUUCCUGGGCAUCAGCAUUGUGGGCCAGAGCAAUGACCGGGGCGACGGUGGCAUCUACAUCGGCUCCAUCAUGAAGGGUGGGGCUGUUGCUGCUGAUGGCCGCAUCGAGCCAGGAGACAUGCUGCUGCAGGUGAAUGACGUCAACUUCGAGAACAUGAGCAACGAUGAUGCUGUGCGGGUCCUGCGGGAGAUCGUGUCCCAGACGGGGCCCAUCAGCCUUACGGUGGCCAAGUGCUGGGACCCAACGCCCCGCAGCUACUUCACCAUCCCGAGGGCGGAUCCAGUUCGGCCCAUCGACCCAGCCGCCUGGCUGUCCCACACGGCAGCGUUGACGGGAGCCCUGCCCCGCUACGGUACGAGCCCCUGCUCCAGCGCCGUCACGCGCACCAGCUCCUCCUCACUAACCAGCUCUGUGCCUGGCGCUCCGCAGCUGGAGGAGGCGCCGCUGACGGUGAAGAGCGACAUGGGUGCUGUCGUCCGGGUCAUGCAGCUGCCGGACUCAGGCUUGGAGAUCCGGGACCGCAUGUGGCUCAAGAUCACCAUCGCCAACGCUGUCAUCGGGGCAGAUGUGGUGGACUGGCUGUACGCACACCUGGAGGGCUUCCGGGAGCGGCGGGAGGCGCGCAAGUACGCCAGCAGCAUGCUGAAGCGUGGCUUCCUGCGGCACACAGUCAACAAGGUCACCUUCUCAGAGCAGUGCUACUACGUCUUCGGGGACCUGUGCAGCAAUCUUGCCGCCCUGAACCUCAACAGCGGCUCCAGUGGGGCCUCCGAUCAGGACACGCUGGCCCCGCUGCCCCACCCGGCUGCCCCCUGGCCCCUGGGUCAGGGCUACCCCUACCAGUACCCGGGGCCCCCGCCCUGCUUCCCGCCCGCAUAUCAGGACCCUGGCUUCGGCUAUGGCAGCGGCAGUGCCGGGAGUCAGCAGAGUGAAGGAAGCAAAAGCAGUGGGUCCACCCGGAGUGCUGGCGGGAGCAGCCGUCGGGCCCUAGGCCGUGAGAAGGAGAGCCGGUCGGCUGGAGCUGGGGGCAGUGGCAGCGAGUCAGACCACACGGCACCAAGCGGGGCGGGUGGCAGUGGCUGGCGGGAGCGUCCGCCUAGCCAGCUCAGCCGUGGCAGCAGCCCGCGAAGCCAGGCCUCAGCUGCUGCCCCAGGGCUCCCCCCGCUGCACCCCCUGACAAAGGCCUACUCGGUGGUGGGUGGGCCACCUGGGGGGCCACCUGUCCGGGAGCUGGCCGCUGUCCCGCCAGAGCUGACAGGCAGCCGCCAGUCCUUCCAGAAAGCCAUGGGGAACCCCUGUGAGUUCUUCGUGGAUAUCAUGUGA
Messenger RNA from Rangifer tarandus platyrhynchus (Svalbard reindeer), 2103 nucleotides. The record is from the annotation of a GenBank genome assembly. NCBI's taxonomy places the organism in Eukaryota, Metazoa, Chordata, Mammalia, Artiodactyla, Cervidae.